CUGCCAUUUCCUUUGCUCAUCGAUAGCUCGGCGCUCGGCCUCGUGACUGCCUGCCGCUCGGUGAUGGCGACUCCGCGGGCGGAGGCACGUGGCCUCUUCCGCAAAGGGGUCGAGGCUGUCCUGGGCAGCUGGCCUGCUCUGCAGGUCGCAGUUGAAAAUGGCUUUGGAGGGGCAUACAGCCAAGAGAAAGCUGAAUGGAUGGUGGAGGCUGUGGAGCAAUACUUUCAAAGCAAUGCUGACUUGGAGCUGGAUGAGAUAGAAGAUUUCCUUGCCGAGUUGAUGAACAAUGAAUUUGACACUAUGAUAGAAGAUGGAAGCUUAGCUCAGGUAAGCCAGCAAUUGUGCCUGUUCUUUGGUCAGUGCCAGCAGGGAGAGGGAGCAGCAGUGCACGAAGCCAUUGUCCGGCUGGCUCAGAAGAAGCAAGAGGCAAAGGUGGCAGCUGCAAAAUCAAAGCCAGCAGAAGAAAGCAGCAGUGAGGAGGAACAGGGGACUGAGGAAGAGGCUAUGGACUGCAGUGCUGCCCCCAGCAUGAAUGGAGCACAGCCCAGCCCACCACCUUCCUCCGGUGCAGAUCCUGAAGAUGGCUGGACCUUGGUGAGGAAGAAAAAGAAAUGAAGAACAAGGGGCAGGCACCACGACUGCAGGAGUUCUGGUUGAGCUGGUGCGGCAGGGACAUGGCUGGGGAAAUGGGAUUGUGUGAUUCCCCUUACCCCCAGCUGCAAGAGACUAAUAUUUAUUUUUAAAGCAUCAAAAGGAGCAACUUGGAUGACAGAGAUGUUUUUGGUCUCUGCGUGUGAGGCUUCUGCACAGGCCUAAGUAUAUUGUGCAGACACAGCUGCUUGGUCCCUCUGCUCCUUACUUGGUAAAGGCUCUCCUGCGCUGAAGGGAACGCAGGUUCAGGGCCCAAAGGGCUGAGGAUCCUUGAAGGGAUUUUCUUUUCAAUACACGGGAGGCCAUCUUCCACCUCUGCCACCUCCUUGUGCUUAAAAACAGCUGUUUUAGCAGCAGGGUGGGUUCUUUUGCAAGGAAAUAUCUUCUUCCAUGGCAGGACACUGAUUUCAACAUCUCCAUUG
This is a messenger RNA of Podarcis raffonei (Aeolian wall lizard), 1073 nucleotides long. It is a transcript of the gene TSR2, whose product is annotated as TSR2 ribosome maturation factor. Gene Ontology annotation, biological process: maturation of SSU-rRNA from tricistronic rRNA transcript (SSU-rRNA, 5.8S rRNA, LSU-rRNA). Lineage: Eukaryota; Metazoa; Chordata; Lepidosauria; Squamata; Lacertidae. Gene Ontology annotation, cellular component: nucleus. The record is from RefSeq and is a predicted model, not a curated record. The transcript is spliced from 5 exons. The coding region runs from base 64 to 615 and encodes 183 amino acids.